Molecule: messenger RNA, 474 nt
Organism: Ambispora gerdemannii
Lineage: Eukaryota; Fungi; Glomeromycota; Glomeromycetes; Archaeosporales; Ambisporaceae
Source: the annotation of a GenBank genome assembly
AUGGAAGUUCUACAAAUUCUAUGUUUCUUUAGAUUAAACGAAAACACGUUCCAACAGCCGAAUAAUGACACAAGUUCAUCAUCAUCAGCUCAACAACCCGUAACUGUUACAAGUACUCAGACUCCAACGCCAAGCUCAGCGGAUGAUGAUAAUAACAAUUCACCGAAAAUAGUUACGGUCACAAGUACAAGCACUUUUGAAACACCAGAGGCAACAAAAGGAGCCGGUGCACAAUCUACUGCUGGUGCCAAAUCAUCAUCUAGUGGUGGAAACACUUCAAAAACAUUAAUUAUCUCUGGUUCAGUAGUUGGUGGUAUUGUUGUUUUGGCCGGAGUUGGUCUCCUCAUAUUCAGAUUCGGUAAAAGUAAACGUGAUUGGGAUGAUGAAGGCGAAGUUGUACUAGGCGGCCGUGCUGGAUACACAGGCGGUGAUCCAUUCAAGAGUACUUUGGAUCAAUAUCACAGAAAUCGUUAA